Chenopodium quinoa (quinoa) is the source of this 2739-nucleotide messenger RNA. RefSeq lists its product as uncharacterized. NCBI's taxonomy places the organism in Eukaryota, Viridiplantae, Streptophyta, Magnoliopsida, Caryophyllales, Amaranthaceae. The transcript has 6 exons. The coding region runs from base 1 to 2739 and encodes 912 amino acids. The record is from RefSeq and is a predicted model, not a curated record.
AUGAAACGAAAAGAACUUAGCUGGAUGUACGAAAGGAAGGUUGGGAAUUCUAUUAAUCCUGAGUUCUUAAAGGGGGUAGAUGAAUUCCUUAAAUAUGUGGAAGAUCAUCCCGAGAGUAGCAACCCGAAUGAAGUUAGGUGUCCAUGUUUUAAAUGCAAAAACAAACGUCUUUGGGAUCCAGAUACGGUUAAACUUCAUUUGUAUCGCAACGGUUUUUUACCUAAUUACUAUGAGUGGAUGUGUCAUGGGGAAGGGUUUCCAGGAACUCGUAGAAGGCAGUCAAAUGAAUAUCGUGAAAUGGUUUUGGAUGCCUUUGGUCAGUCUCAAGAUCAAGGCCAUUCCGAAGAGUCACCUGUUUCAUUAGAGAAGGAGCCUAAUGCACAAGCCAAGCCAUUUUUUGAUUUGUUAAGGGCUUCUGAACAACCGUUAUAUGAAGGGAGUUCAUUGUCUGUGUUAGAGAUGGCUUCUAGAAUCACUAGCCUAAAGUGUGAGUAUAAUUUGCCGCACAGAUGUGUUGAUGGAUUUGCUUCUUUGGUUAAUGAAUCGAUUCCUAACAACAACCACAUGGCCAAGACAUUCUAUGAGGUCAAGAAAAUUGUUAAGGGGGUGUGUGGCAGCGACCGAUACAAGAAGACUUCUAAAGGUAGCUUAGUGCCUUUGAAUGUUCUAUUUUAUUUCCCUAUCACACCUAGGUUGCAAAGGCUUUUUGCAACUAAAAACAUUUUUGAGGAAAUGACAUGGCAUGCUAAAAAUCCUCGAGUUCAAGGCACAAUGGCACACCCUAGCGAUAGUGAAGCGUGGAAACACCUAGAUAGUUGCUUUCCUGAGUUUGCCUCUGAACCUCGUAAUGUUCGACUUGGUCUAUGUACGGAUGGAUUUGCUCCACAUGGUCAGUUUGGGGGACAAUAUUCAUGUUGGCCUGUCAUUUUGACCCCUUAUAACUUGCCUCCGUCAAUGUGUAUGAAAAGACAGUUCAUGUUUCUUUCGUUACUCGUUCCUGGUCCUAAAAACCCUAAGGGCAACUUGGAUGUUUACAUGCAACCGCUCAUACACGAGUUGAAACAGUUGUGGGAAGUUGGGGCAAAUACUUACGAUAUUUCGAGAAAACAAAAUUUCAAUCUUCGAGCAGCCAUCCUAUGGACCGUUAGUGACUUCCUGACUUAUGGUAUGUUAUCUGGUUGGACCACAGCCGGUAAGAAGGCUUGCAUGGAGAAAAGCAAAGCAUUUUGGCUCGAAAAUGGUGGUAAGGUUACUUGGUUUGAUUGCCAUCGUCAAUUCCUUCCGACAAAUCAUCCUUUUCGAAAUAGUAAAAAUGCAUUUUGUAAAAACAAAGUCGAAAAAGGUUCACCACCUCACAUCAUGUUAGGAGAGGAACUUUGGGAAUGUGUGAAAAACCUCCCGAAAGCAACAGAUGGCCCCGAGGCACUGAAACGUCUCAAGAAUGCAAAAAAAGGGUGGUUCAAGCAAAACACUCUAUGGGACCUUCCAUAUUGGAAACAUCUGCUUGUUCGUCAUAACUUAGAUUUCAUGCACGUUGAAAAAAACUUUUUUGAUCAGUUGAUUCACACUAUAAUGGACGUGAAAAAGCUAUCUUGUGACACGCCAUCAGCUCAGAAUGACAUUGCUAAAUACUGUAAACGACCCCAGCUACAUCUUCAAGAGGAUGAUAGAGGAAAAGAAUUCAUGCCAAAGGCUCCAUUUGCACUUGACAAGGCUCAGAGAAAGGUUUUGUGUGAGUGGGUCAAACAGCUGCGGUUUCCUGAUGGUUACGCUUCCAAUUUGAGCCGAUGCGUUGAUUUGCAAUCAGUUGAGAUCCUGUGCAAGCUUGAGAAGGUUUUCCCCCCAUCUUUCUUCAACUCCAUGGAGCAUUUACCAAUUCAUUUGCCAUAUGAGGGCAAGUUAUGUGGACCUGUUCAAUAUCGGUGGAUGUAUCCUUUCAAAAGGUUCCUCAAUCACCUGAAACGAAAAAUUGGUAAUAAGGCUCGUGUUAAAGGUUCCAUAUGCAACGCUUAUCUAACUGAAGAGAUAUCAAACUUCUGCCCCAAUUACUUUCAGCCCUCAGUUGACACAAAAACACGAGAUCUAGUUCGAAAUGUGAAUGCUGAUGUGGAAUCCCCGGCUGACAACGAUGAAAUCCCAGAGCUGUUUACGGUGGAUAAGGGUCGUGUGUCAAAUUUGGGUAAAACUCGGUAUUUAGAUGACAAGGAACUCGAACGUGCUCAUUUGUUCGUUUUAAGAAAUACCAGCAUUCUUGGUGAAUACGAAAGGCAGUUUGAGGACUACAUUCUUAGUACUAGAACUUAUUUGCGUCGAGAAGAUGUCAUGGAGAAAUGCGAAAGUGAAUUCCCUGAUUGGUUUCAUCACAAGGUGAGAGAACAGAAACCAAGUUCCGAUGUGUUGCGAGCAUUGUCUAUGAGGCCUUUCAAGCGUGUUCGAACUUGGAACCAGAUAUUUGUCGGUGGCUUUAAUUUCCACACACAGUCCUAUGGUAAACACAAAUCUACGAUGAAUUACGGGGUGUGUGUCUCAAGUGAGGACGGUGGAGAGUACUUUGGCAUUUUAAACGACAUAUUUGAACUUGUCUACACCGGUCCCGAAAAAGAGUACAAGACUAUUUUGUUUAGUUGUAGUUGGAUGGAUUGUGGUAAAGGAAUGAACAUUCAUGAACAAUACAAGCUUGUCGAAGUAAAUCAUACUAAGAAGUAUCCCAAGUAUGAUCCAUUUGUCUUAUCUUAUUGA